Carassius carassius (crucian carp) is the source of this 1866-nucleotide messenger RNA. Its product is annotated as 6-phosphofructo-2-kinase/fructose-2,6-bisphosphatase 4-like. Gene Ontology annotation, molecular function: ATP binding; 6-phosphofructo-2-kinase activity; fructose-2,6-bisphosphate 2-phosphatase activity. The record is from RefSeq and is a predicted model, not a curated record. Bases 88 to 1521 code for a protein of 477 amino acids. The transcript has 14 exons. Gene Ontology annotation, cellular component: cytosol. Gene Ontology annotation, biological process: fructose 2,6-bisphosphate metabolic process; fructose metabolic process. Lineage: Eukaryota; Metazoa; Chordata; Actinopteri; Cypriniformes; Cyprinidae.
ACAUCCCACCGCCAGCAGCUCAGUCCGCUCAGUAUCAGAGAACAGCCGAUCAGCUCUAAACAAACAGGUCAUGUUAAUACAGACAGGAUGAGCUCCACAGAAGAUGUUAUAAUGGCGAUUCCCAGAGAGCUCACACAAAACCCACUGCGAAAAAUAUGGAUGCCAUGCAAGAAUGGGCUACCGGAAAAACACAUUUCUCAGAAAAGAGUUUGCAUGACCAACUGUCCCACUCUCAUUGUGACUGUUGGCCUGCCAGCGAGAGGCAAAACCUACAUUUCUAAAAAACUCACACACUACCUCAACUGGAUUGGUGUACCAACAAAAGAAUUCAAUGUGGGACAGUAUCGGAGGGAAUGUGUGAAAAUCUACAAGAGCUUUGAAUUCUUUCGCCCUGAUAAUGAGGAAGGGCUGAAGAUAAGAAAGCAGUGUGCUUUGGCUGCACUCAAUGACGUCAGACAGUACCUCAGUGUUGAGGGCGGCCAGGUUGCUGUGUUUGAUGCCACAAACACAACCAGAGAAAGAAGGGCCACCAUCACAAGAUUUGCAGAACAAAAUGGCUAUAAGGUGUUUUUUGUGGAGUCUGUGUGUGAAGACCCCAGCAUUAUUGCAGAGAACAUUGUGCAGGUGAAGCUAGACAGUCCAGACUACACUGACUGCAACACCGAAGAAGUCAUCCAGGACUUUAUGAAGAGGAUCAAAUGCUAUGAGAAGAGCUACCAGCCACUGGAUGAAAACCUGGACAGAGAGUUGUCAUACAUUAAAAUCAUGGACGUGGGUCAGCGGUAUCUGGUGAACCGUGUACUCGACCACAUCCAGAGCAGAAUCGUUUAUUAUCUGAUGAACAUCCACAUCACCCCGCGCUCCAUCUACCUCUGUCGACACGGAGAGAGCGACCUUAACGUCAGAGGUCGCAUCGGAGGGGAUUCAGGCCUGUCGCCCCGUGGUAAAGAGUUCGCUCAGUGUCUAGGGAGGUUUAUACAGGAUCAGAAUAUAAAGGAUCUCAAGGUGUGGACGAGUCAGAUGAAGCGGACCAUUCAGACCGCUGAGGCGCUGGGUGUACCGUAUGAACAGUGGAAAGCCCUCAAUGAGAUUGAUGCUGGUGUUUGUGAGGAGAUGAUGUAUGAGGAGAUCCAGGAACAUUAUCCUCUGGAGUUCGCCCUCAGAGACCAGGACAAAUAUCGCUACCGUUACCCUAAAGGAGAGUCUUAUGAGGAUCUUGUCCAGCGAUUGGAGCCAGUCAUUAUGGAGCUUGAGCGGCAGGAGAAUGUGUUGGUCAUUUGUCACCAGGCUGUUAUGCGCUGUCUGCUUGCUUACUUCCUGGACAAGAGUGCAGAAGAGCUGCCGUACCUGAAAUGCCCCCUACACACAGUCCUGAAGCUUACUCCUGUGGCCUAUGGCUGCAAAGUGGAGUCGAUCUAUCUUAAUGUGGAGGCGGUUAACACACACAGAGACAAACCGGAGAAUGUGGACAUUUCCCGUCUGUCAGAGGAGGCUCUUUUCACUGUUCCAGCCCAUUACUGAACUAUGAUGUCACAUCCUGUACAUCAGCAGCACUCCAUUAGGCUGCUCCAUCCAUUUUUAUGUGACUCCUCUCAAUGGUUUCUGAGUGUUUAGAAACGCUGGGCAGAAAGUCAGUUAUGAGUCCUGAAGGUGAGCAUCUUUAGGCCUCAUAUUUGUAUUAUCCUCUUUUCUCAAUUACCACAUAGGUGACUGGAAUCCAGUUAUUGAUUAAUAACCCUAGUGUUGGGGUGCGAGUGUGUGUGUGCGCAUACACACAUGUAGGUCUGUGCCAGCAAUAGAGGCUGCCGUAUAGCAGAUUUGAAGGCGGUUCAAGUUUUCUUACAAUAAUUUUCUACUGAAGAUUUU